Molecule: messenger RNA, 2931 nt
Organism: Paramormyrops kingsleyae
Lineage: Eukaryota; Metazoa; Chordata; Actinopteri; Osteoglossiformes; Mormyridae
Source: RefSeq, a predicted model, not a curated record
AGAGACAAAAACUUAUAUGGGAAAUUGGUAGUGAAAACAACACUGGAGAGAUAGCACCUUAUAAUAAAAGAGGAGUAUAAGAACAUGCUAAAUCCUGCUGCUUUUAAGCAAAAAUAAAUGUAGUUAUGGUUAUCUGUGCUCUUCUUCUGCUAGCUAAAAAUUUAACUCCACCCUUUCUCUCUGGCUUGUCAAAUUCAGAACUCAUUUCACACGUGCUUUAAAUAUCACGUGGACCACAGAGCAGUAGAACAUAUACUGCAGAGUUUACAGAGAAUUAGAUCACAACAGAGUACACAGCAGCGGACUGCAGUGACAUGGAGAUGGUUACUGCACAUAGAAAACACAGUCCAGCACAGAGGGAUACUGGUGAUCAAUACUGGAGGUCAAACAUGAAGAUGUCUUAUGAUACCUGCAUCAAUACAAACGUGGAUGACAAUAUCUAUGCUAAUAAAAUGGAUGAGGAUAUUUAUGCCAAUGCAGACACCAUUAAGGCUAACGAAGCCCCGAAAGGCACCUCCAUUCCCAUUGAACAGACAUUAAGCAGGUCUCAACAUUCAGGAUCUGAGCCUGCAGGGACACGAUGCUACAGACUGGCCACAGUGUGUCUUGGGAUUCUGUGUUUGCUCCUCUUGUUGCUCAUCACAGUGCUUUUUGUUUACUAUAAAGGAGCUUUUAAUGAUUUUGAAGAGACGUUCAGCAUGUUAGCAGCAAAGAGAGACCAGCUACAGGGAAAUUACAGCUCACUGAAGACGAACUACAAUCAGCUACAGACCAAUUACAGCAUCGUGAAAACAGAGAGAGACCAGCUAGCCAGUGCAGCGCAAAGACCCAGAUGUCCCACUGGCUGGAUUAGUUUUAAUUUCAAAUGUUAUUAUGUGUCUGAUGAACGGAAGACUUGGAUUGACAGUCAGGAGGACUGUAGACACAAGGGAGCAGAUCUAUUGAUUAUAAACAGCUUAAAGGAAGAGCUGAUGUUCAGUAAAGAUCAGAGAGCCUGGAUCGGUCUGACAGACAAAGAACAUGAAGGGACCUGGAAAUGGGUGGAUGGGACACCACUGACCACAAGGUAAGAGAGAGACUAUUACAGAAGGACACCAACUUUUACAUGAUCUGCACAAAAUUUAAAAAAGAAAUUUGAUUUUAUUUGUUUUUGUGUUUGCCUUUACAUUAAUUGUUAGCCAGGUUGAUGUAUAAUUAUGAUGCUGUACAUUCUAUUAUGUUUUCCAAAUGGCCUCCUCUCGUUUGUAAAUUUCUUAUGUUCUUAUAUUCUGGGGCAAUCCUUUACGAAUGGAACCUAAUUUAUGAUAAAUGGGUUUCUCUUCUUAGUAACACUUUACUUAAAGCAGGCAUAUAAAUGCAUUAAAAAACCUUCAUAAUGAAUUGUAAACAUGGCUAUAAAUAUUUCUAGAAAGGCAUAACACAUUAUAGCCAUUUUUAUUAUGCAUUAUGAAUGCUCUCAACUAUAGUGUUGUUACAAUACCAAAAUCAUGACUUUGAUAUGAUACCUGCCUAAAAUAUUUUGAUACUAAAACGAUACCACGGCAAAAAAUUUAAACAUCAGGAAAAUUAAGGAAUAAAGAGAUGACAGAACAUGGAAAUUCAAAUUAGUUUUUUAUUAAUUAAAUAGGCCUACUAUAAAAAAAUGUCAUGUAAAUUUCCAGUAAAAUACUGGCAGCAGGGUUGUUAAUUUUACAGUUCAUUCUACUUUACAGUAUGUUACUGUUAUAAUACCACACUGAAAAAAAACUAUAGGAUUUACUGAAAUUAAGGCAACAUUUUUGCACUCACUUAUUUUGUGGUAUAUUUAAACUGAUUUUCUUUUUUGAAAAGUAUACCCAAUUUUAGGAAAUGAAAUAUUUUAAAUAAAUUAAGCUAAAGUUCACCUACACUGUAAAAUCUGUUAGGUUGAGUUUACUCAAAACAGUUGAGGAAAUUAGUUGCCUCAAAUGAUUUAAGUUUAAAAGCUCAGUUUUUCAAGUUGCCUGAAUUUGAAUGUGCUAUUAAACACUCUAAAUGAUUUAAGCGGAUUUAGCUUAAGUUGUAACUAUUCAAGUGGAAUGAACUACAAAAUCUCUGAAUUAAUUUAAAUAAACUUAUAAUACUGAUUAAGUUCAGUUCAUUUACAUUCCUACAUUGAGGAGCCAGUUAAUAAAUCUAACUAAUUUAAAAUAUUUCUCCUGUUAUAUGUUUAUUUUCAGGCAAAGUAUUUCUGGUAAGGCAGUGCUUAUAGACAUUGAUUAUGAAGCUUGUUAGACUAUGUGGCUGCCCGAUCUGCGGUCGCAUGCGCACACUGGUGCCCGAUCUGCGAACGCAUGCGGACACUGGUUUUCCAUGUACGUCACUAUUUGAUCUAUAUACUGAUUACUGACUGCCUGGCCGAUAGGCGAGCGCAUGCGCAGUGCACUGACGUCCGCGAACGCUGCGUAAUGCACCGAAUUGUAUUUUUACAUUACAAAACAACGUUACAUAUUUCACAGAUCAUCAUACAGUAAUUGGUAAUCACAGCUUUACUCACAACUAAGACAAGCGCAGACAAUAAUGCAUUUGUAGAAAAAUGGAAUGCAGUGGAAUUUCUUAUUCUAAGCGAGUGUAUGGUACAAUUUCUGCUCAGAAAAUGUUCAAAUGGCCACAUACAUAUUGAAUAUCACUAAUAACAGUUAGUUGUUGGAAUAUACAUAAGUAAAUGAAUCAGAUAAAUAUUCACCUAAACUAAGUUCAACUGCAAUAUUCCCAAUAAACAUAUUGCAGUUAACCAUAAUUAAUUAAUUAACAUGCACCUGUGGAAUGGUCGUUAAGACCUUAACAGCUUACAGAAAGUAGGCAUUUAAGGUCACAGUUCUAAAAACGCAGGACACUAAAGAGACUUGUCUACCGACUGUGAAAAACAACCAAAGAAAGAUGCCCAAUAGGCUGAGAGAGGCUGGACUGAGG